GGAAAGAAUAAAGCCUCCACUUAUCCCAGAUGAGCUUUGGAUGGAUCAUUUCUAGGCAGCCGUGAUCUCGAUUUUUCUGGUUCAAGAACAGGCAUAGCCAAGAGAAGCUUCCCGACCUACUGCUGCCACUGAAUUAUCGGUUCUGACUUCCAGAAGAGUGGCAGACUGAGAGCAAGAGUAGACUAAGAUCAGGAUACAUCAGAGCGUGGAGAUGGACGGAAAGGGUCAACCCGCAGAUGGGGACACUGAUUCCAGGCCUCUCCUGAACUCAGAGGAAGAGGAAGAAAUCGGUGGAAUGCUGAAUAUUCAGUGUAAUUCAGCAGAUCUUAAAGGCAAAAGGCCUUUCCACGUAGAGCCCACCAACAUCGUGAACGUGAACAAUGACAUGCAGAGAGUCAGGCCCCACGCCUCAGCCAUGAACAAACGCAUUCAAUACUACAGUCGACUCACCUCUCCUUCAGACAAGGCUCUGAUUGCCCCGGAUCACGUCCUUCCGGCCCCCGGAGACCUCUAUUUUUACAGUCCGUUAGGUUCUGCUUUCAAACUAGAGACCUGUAGCGACGGUCAUGGUAAAAACAGCAGCUUAGUAACUAUUUUCAUGAUCUGGAAUACUAUGAUGGGAACGUCUAUACUGAGUAUUCCGUGGGGAAUAAAGCAGGCCGGAUUUACUGCUGGAAUCGGUCUCAUAGUGCUGAUGGGCCUGCUGACACUUUAUUGCUGUUACAGAGUGGUGAAGUCACGGACAACGAUAACUUCAGUCGAUACCUCGGUCUGGGAAUUUCCUGAUGUGUGCAAGUACUAUUUUGGCUCCUUCGGGCAUUGGUCCAGCCUCGCGUUCUCCCUGGUGUCUCUCGUCGGGGCCAUGAUCGUUUACUGGGUGCUUAUGUCCAAUUUCCUUUUCAACACCGGGAAGUUUAUUUUUAAUUUUGUUCAUAAUAUUAAUAUCACAGAUCCCGUUCCCGGUACCAAUGACAGCAACAGAGUGAUUUGUCCCGGCGCCGGCGGCCAGCCCUCUAACCACAGCACGGCGGUCAUCCUCUCCAACGACACCGGCCCGCAGCAGUUCGACAGGUGGUGGAGCAAAACUCACACGGUGCCCUUUUACCUGGUGGUGAUCCUCCUGCCGCUGCUCAAUUUCAAGUCUCCCUCCUUUUUCGCCAAGUUCAACAUGCUAGGCACAGUGUCGGUUAUUUAUCUGGUUUUCCUCGUCACCUUAAAAGCUGUUCGUCUUGGAUUCCAUUUGGAAUUUCACUGGCUUUCACCAACGGAGUUUUUUGUACCGGAGUUCAGAGUUCUAUUCCCCCACCUAACCGGAAUCCUCACCCUCGCUUUCUUCAUCCAUAACUGUGUCAUCACGCUCUUAAAGAACAACAAAAACCAAGAAAACAAUGUAAGAGACCUGUCGAUUGCUUUCUUUCUGGUGGGAUUAACAUACCUCUACGUUGGCAUCUUGAUUUUCGCAUCGUUUCCCUCUCCACCACUGUCCAAAGAAUGCAUUGAACAGAACUUUUUAGACAACUUCCCCAGCGGUGACAUCCUGUCGUUCGUCGCGAGGAUAUUCUUGCUGUUCCAGAUGAUGACCGUCUACCCUUUGCUGGGCUACUUGGCCCGUGUCCAGCUGAUGGGACACAUCUUUGGAGAAGCUUACCCAAGCAUUAUCUACGUACUGCUUCUAAACAUAACCAUCGUGGGAGCCGGAGUGAUCGUGGCAUGUUUCUACCCGAACAUAGGCGGGAUCAUAAGAUAUUCGGGAGCAGCAUGUGGCCUGGCCUUCGUGUUUGUGUAUCCUUCCCUCAUCCACAUGAUCAGCCUCUACCGGGAAGAGCGGCUGACGUGGCCCACGGUUUUCUUCCACUCUUUCGUCAUUUUCCUGGGCCUGACUAACAUGAUCGCACAGUUUCUGAUGUGAAAGCCUCAGCUUCAUUUUCCCAAGACCUCCCUCGGUUCUCUUCCAAUAAAGCUGAAAUCACGCCGGGAGCCUGGAAAUGAAACUUCCUCCCCAGCUCCAGUGUGGCUCCACCUUGGUUGCCUUGAAUGCUUCCUUUUUAACCGCCGUCGGAGGGCUUUCUCAUUGGUGGUUCCGAGAAACCUCCGCCGGGACAAGAGAGUUGGCACUUUCGUCCUUUAAAGGCCUCUGGUUGAGGAAUUGACAUCUUCAAGUGUGUAAAGUAAUGACCCCUCUUUGGCCAGAAGAAAUGUAACUGACAGUUUGAUGAUGACUGAUGGCGCCGACCUCAGAUACGACCGUAAGCUCGUUGUAGGAAGGGAAAGUGUCUACCACCUCUGUCCUACUGUACUCUUCCAAGUCCUUCAGUACCAUACUCUGCACACAUUAAGGUGUUCAAUAAAUACCACUGAUGAUGAUAAGAUCGGGGAAAAAUUGCAGAUAAAUGUGCCCUUUCCUAAAAGGGAAGCACUGCUAUUAAAUGAGACAUCCACUACUGUGUACCACUUCAAGCCAGAAAUCCAGUUGUUUUUUUAUUUAGCAAACGUAAGGGUUUGUCGUCUUUAUGCUGUCAAGUCACGUCUGACCCUUAGUGACGCCAUGGACACAUCUCUCCCAGGACGCCACGCUCUCCGUCCGCCAUUGUUCCGAUAGUGUAUCCACAGGGUCUUCUUGGUAAAAAUACGGAAGCCGUUUACCGUCGCCUCUUUCCGCGCGGUAAACCCGAGUCUCGCCUCGACCCUCCCAAGCCGCCGCUGCCCGACGCAGGUGAGUUUGACUUGCAGCAGGUUGACUUCCACUCGUCGGCCACUGGCCAAGCUAGGAAUGGAAUGGACAGGCCGCUGCCUGACUCUCCCUCCCGUAGUCGAGACUGGUAGAGGAUCGGAAACUCUCCAGGUGCGACUCUGCGAGGUGAAAUAUAAGGGUAUCUUUUCAUUUUAAUAUUAACACAGGUGGAAGUUGAAUUUUUUGUUUGUGUAGUUUCUUUUGGCUUCAUAUCACCGUCCAUCUCCCGAGGCAGUUUAGGGCCGAGGGAGGUGGUCCUCGACGGGGCCACUGAAACAGAUGGAGCAGUCAUGAGCUUGACGUGCUUCAUUUCAUCCCGAGAAGCGUCCAAGAUGUUAGAGUUUUGGCGUGAUCCGUCAGAUUGGCUCCCACCAGUCAUACUUAAGUCUGACCGAUUGCGUUUCACAACAAAUUCUGAGACUCCAGUUUUGCUGAGAGGUGUUUAUCUGCAUCUGUAUUCCAUUUCUGGUCUCUGCCAAGAAAGGCAUUUUGCAUAAAUACUGGACACAUUGCACAGGCACAUUGCUCAGAACUGGGAAGUAAUAAUUAGCAACAUAUUGAAAAGUGCAUUCCAAAAAGAUGCAGCUAAGCGCAACAAAUGUGACUCUUUCAAGUGUCAGGGUUCGAAGAACCAGACAUCCUUGUCCCCUGCACUCACUGAUAAGAUUCGGGAUUAUGGACACUGGAUAUUUUUUACAGUAUUUGCCACCUUCUUACUUUACGCCAAUCUAAACCUGCUUUCGAGGCAAGAUGAGGCUUCGUCUUUUCGGGGCAUUUGGAGUCAAACCGGUCUGGAUGGCUAGCUCACUUCCAAACCUGGACGAUACCCACAAUAGAGUGUUACGUCCAUUUAAGUGCCAGAGACAUCUUCGUCUCCUCGGACACGCGCACGGACUGUCCCGGCUCUCCCCUCAUUUUACAGUUGUCCGCUGCCGGCGGAUUAUGUAAUCAAGCGUGGCAAAAUAGCACUAAGAAGAGCCUCGAAACCCAAGCUGUCGUUCUCCAAAAUGUAAUUUAUUGUCUUUUUAUACAUAAAAAUAAAUGAAAUCAAAAUUAUUUCCGAAA
Messenger RNA from Ornithorhynchus anatinus (platypus), 3796 nucleotides. It is a transcript of the gene SLC38A9, whose product is annotated as solute carrier family 38 member 9. Gene Ontology annotation, molecular function: amino acid transmembrane transporter activity. NCBI's taxonomy places the organism in Eukaryota, Metazoa, Chordata, Mammalia, Monotremata, Ornithorhynchidae. The record is from RefSeq and is a predicted model, not a curated record. Bases 212 to 1909 code for a protein of 565 amino acids. Gene Ontology annotation, biological process: amino acid transmembrane transport. The transcript has 16 exons.